AUGAAGCUCGUCAGAUUUUUGAUGAAGUGCGCCAACGAGACGGUGACAAUCGAGCUCAAGAAUGGCACCAUCGCUCACGGCACCAUCUCGUCCGUGACCCCCCAGAUGAACGUCGCCCUCCGCACGGUCAAGAUGACGGCGCGCGGCCAAGACUCCAUCGCCCUCGACACCAUGAACAUCCGUGGCUCAACAAUCCGAUACUUUAUCCUCCCCGACUCCCUCCCGCUGGACACCCUGCUCAUCGACGACGCGCCCAAGCCCAAGAACAAGGCGAGGAAGGAGGCUGACAGAGGCGGCCGCGGUGGUCGUGGAGGCCGUGGCAGAGGAGGUCGCGGUCGUGGCCGCGGCCGUGGACGUGGCUAAAGCUCUUUUUUUCUUUUUUUUUUCUCAUUCGCGACGGACGAUGAUAAUUCGAUGAGGGGUGGGGGGUGGGGGUUAUUGAGGGACCCGAGGCGAACCAUACCUUCUGAUUUCUGGCUAAGCAAAGGCCAAUGGCCCAUGUCAGUGGGUGGAGGGAUCUUUUUGUAACACGAUACAGAACAGAGCACGUCAUUUUUUUUUUUUUG
This is a messenger RNA of Trichoderma reesei QM6a, 566 nucleotides long. RefSeq lists its product as uncharacterized. The record is from RefSeq and is a predicted model, not a curated record. NCBI's taxonomy places the organism in Eukaryota, Fungi, Ascomycota, Sordariomycetes, Hypocreales, Hypocreaceae. Gene Ontology annotation, molecular function: RNA binding. Gene Ontology annotation, biological process: spliceosomal snRNP assembly; RNA processing. Gene Ontology annotation, cellular component: U12-type spliceosomal complex; commitment complex; U4 snRNP. The coding region runs from base 1 to 363 and encodes 120 amino acids. The transcript has 3 exons.